AUGCUGUCGCUCGGCCGCCGGCUCCUCAUUUCGGGCCUGCUCGGCGGCGGCUGCUUCACAGCGACUCGCCGGCCGGGCUCUGCUUCCGACGUGGCCGCGCUCUACGAGGCGGAUGACGGGUCGGUCGCCUUUGCGCUGCCGCAGGGCUGGAUCGGCGUCACUCUCCCGGAGCAGGAGCGUGCGUCACGCGGGCACCUUCUGUCCGUGCGAGCGCAGCGGCUCGACGGCGGCGCGAGCCUGCAGGCGGUCGUCGACGGAGGCUCCCGAGGCCGACGGUACGGCGACACGCUGCGAGAUCUCGGCUCGCUGGACGACAUCGCUCAGGGUCUCGUCUCGAACGAGCUCUUCAACGACGACGACGCAAAGUCGGCGGGAGUGGUGUCGGCGGAACAGCUGCCCGCGGCUGGCCCGGCCGAGUACUACGUCGUGCGUUACCAAGUCGGCGCCAAGCCGGCCAUCGCCAAGCUCGCCGUCCUGCAGCAGCGGCUGUACUGCCUCCGGGCGGCCGUAAGCUUCUUCGAGGAGGCGAGCCCGCUGCGCGUCGAGCUCGAGGCGGUCGCCGCGUCCUUCCGCGCGGUCGCCGUCAACGCAGACUGCCUCGAGCGCAGCAACCGCGGCCGCGCGCCAGGCGAGGGCGCGUGCCGGCCGCUGCGGCGGACAGCGCCGCUGAUGAGCGCGGCGGCUGUGCGGGCGGCGAGCGGCGGCGUCCGCGUUCGCAUCGUGCACGGCGGCUGCUCCGAGCGCCAGGCGAAUGCGCUGGCGUACCGGCUGCAGACGAUGUUCGGCCCGCAUGGCUUUUCUGUGAGCACGGUGGCGGACGCGGCGGGGAGAGACUCAUUCGAAGUCGAAUGCGACGGCGAGCUGCUGCACUCGAAGCUCACCAGGUCGUUGCACGGCGAUGGCGGCUGCGAGAGCGAGGAGGAGACCGCCGUCCUGGUCGCGGCGAUCUGCGAGCGGCUGGGACUCGACGGGUCCGCGCCCGUGAGGUUGUACCGGGAUGGGUGA
This is a messenger RNA of Emiliania huxleyi CCMP1516, 1005 nucleotides long. RefSeq lists its product as hypothetical. The transcript has 2 exons. Gene Ontology annotation, biological process: photosynthesis. Gene Ontology annotation, cellular component: photosystem II; extrinsic component of membrane; photosystem II oxygen evolving complex. Lineage: Eukaryota; Haptophyta; Isochrysidales; Noelaerhabdaceae. Bases 1 to 1005 code for a protein of 334 amino acids. Gene Ontology annotation, molecular function: calcium ion binding. The record is from RefSeq and is a predicted model, not a curated record.